This is a messenger RNA of Scylla paramamosain (green mud crab), 6352 nucleotides long. Its product is annotated as cell adhesion molecule Dscam2-like. Gene Ontology annotation, molecular function: protein binding. NCBI's taxonomy places the organism in Eukaryota, Metazoa, Arthropoda, Malacostraca, Decapoda, Portunidae. The transcript has 35 exons. Gene Ontology annotation, biological process: cell-cell adhesion. Bases 1154 to 6352 code for a protein of 1732 amino acids. The record is from RefSeq and is a predicted model, not a curated record.
AUGGGCUGGCGGGCGGGCUGGUAGAGGGGCGGCUGGGCUAUAGAGGUAUAGUAAGCCCCGGUCACGAUCCCCAAGAGCUGCAGGUCAGUCCGCGGCUUGACACCAGUGAGGGAGGACGCCUGGCAAUACUGGCUCCUGCACACGCUCCCUCACCGCGCCUCACUCUGCCAGUCAGCCGCUCAACCUUCGCACUCUUGCCUGAAUUUUGAACUUGUUACUCACUCACUCUCUCUCACACACAGUCCAAGUGCUGAUACUGUGACUUGUUCGUAAAUGACAAAGGUGCAUUGUGAAUAAGGUGCGGGAAACUUUACAAGGAAAGGCUGCGAGAUAGAAAGAGAGAGAGAGAAAAAAAGAAACACGAAACAGACAGAUCGUGGGAAAGUCACACUGAGAGAGAACUUAAAGACAUGAAACAAGAAAACUGAAAGAAAUGGAAGAACUGAACUAAACUUUCCAAAUGGCGCAAAUUGGUGGGUGAUGUUUUGGAAUCAACUUUCACGCCCCUAAUUAAAGAAACUCGCGUGGUUUUUUGGUGGCUUAAUUUCACACACUUCUCUCUCCUAUCUCCCAAAAAAAAACCGGACCAACUAAGAACGGAAAGAAGGAAGGAAAGGAGAAGAAAAGGACGGGAAAGAGAAAGAGAGGAAAGAGGACAGUGUGUGUGCGUGUGUGUGAGACGGUGAGAAUUGAGGGGGAAAAAUAAAAGAAGAAAGGAGGACAAGAGGGGACAACCGUGACUGUUAAUACUUGAAGGUGCAUUAGUCUCCCCUUGACUUUUGGUGCCUAUUAAGAGAAAACGAGAAGCAUUGUGAAGAGAAGAGGAAAGACAUGUGCGUUUGAGACCUCCUCCUCCUCCUCCUCCUCCUCCUCCUCCUCCUCCUCCUCCUCCUCUUCAUCUUCUUCCUCUUUUCACCAUCCCCUUCUGUUUUUUUUCCUCUCUCCUUACCUCCAAUCUCUUCUUAUCUUUACCUCCAGCCCUUCCUCCUCCUCCUCCUCCUCCUCCUCCUCCUCCUUCUCCUCCUCCUCUUCAAAAUAUUAUAGUUACUACUUCCAUCUUCUCUCUCUCUCUCUCUCUCUCUCUCUCUCUCUCUCUCUCUCUCUCUCUCUCUCUCUCUCUGUAACCCCUGUCGCGUUUUCUGUUGCGAAGAAAAUGGGAAAGCGUGGUGGCCUGUCAUGCUUUUCCAAGAUGGCGGCGCUCGUGGUGAUGGUGAUGCUGUGCGGAGGUGUUGGUGGUGCACGUGGCUACCUGACCCACAGCACCCCAAGCUUCCACACCCUAGGACGUCCCCACGGUUCCACGAUACGGCGUCUGGGACUCGCUAAGGAUCCCUCACGCAUCCCUCAGACUCACCCACUGGUACCGGAUCCGCCACAGGACUCUAUAGGAUACACACAGAAUUCCUCUCCCCCAAGGCUUUUAGAGCUGCAGGACCCCCCUCGCGUCCUUGGCCUUGCGGAGGAUCUGUACUUUACCACGGAACCACAGCGUCACCUGUAUUUCACCAAUACUUCAGGAGCCGUGGUGAACUGCGUGGCUGAAGGUGUUCCGCCCCCCACUGUUACCUGGACCCUCGCUGAUGAUCGCCCGCUCGACCAGGUAGUGGGUCCUCUCCUGAAGGUUCUCUCCAACGGCUCCCUCAUCUUCUCACCCUUCCCUGCCGCACAUUACGACGCCAGGGUCCACGCCGCUGUCUACACCUGCCGUGCCUCUAACCCUGCAGGCACGCUUCUCGCCACACCAACCCUCGUCCGUGCAGUGGUGGUGGCGGACUUUGAGGUGCAGGUGUACGAUCGUCUGGUGAUGGCGGGCAAUACAGGUGUGCUGCAUUGUGUGGUACCAAGUUACCUGCGUGAGUUUGUGACGGUCACUUCUUGGCUCAUUGGCGACCACCUACACGUGUACCCUUCCCUGCACGGUGACGGGAAGUACCAUAUGACUGAAUCUGGCGACCUACACGUGCUGAGAGUCGCCCCAGCUGAUGGCCGCUCCAGGUUCCGGUGCCGCGUGCUGCACAAACUGACGGGCGCCUCCCACCUGUCCCAGAGCCCCGCCAGGAUCAUCGUUACAGAGGCUGAGGGGGGAGUGGCGCCGCAGAUGGGGGAACGCGGUGGGCGGCAGGUGGUGGCGGCUGGUCAACAGGUGACUCUGCCGUGCAUCGCUCAAGGUCAUCCACCCCCCAGUACACUACAGGUAAGCCCUAGGGAGAUUCAGGUGGACGCGGGGGGUACGGUGGAGCUGGUGUGCCACGUCUCUGGAUCCCCCGUGGAGGAGGUGCGCUGGGUGAAGGACGGCAGGAAGGUGAGGUCAAACGGUCGGGUCACGGUGCGCCCCAAGGAGGUUCUGCGUGUCUCCAGCCUGCAGCCUUCCGACGCCGGCCUGUACCAGUGCUCCGCCUCCCACGGCUCCCACUACGCCCACGCCCACGCCCGUGUGACUCUGGGAGCGUCGCCGCCGGAGUUGCAGUAUCAGUUCAUCGAGCAGACCCUUCAGCCUGGCCCAGCUGUGUCCCUCAAGUGCAUCGCCACGGGCAGCCCUACGCCACACGUCACCUGGACUUUAGACGGCUUCCCGCUGCCUCACUCACACAGACUCGUGAAGGGGCAGUUCGUGUCGGCCAGCGGGGAGGUGAUAAGCCACGUGAACAUCAGCAGCGUACAGGUGGUGGACGGCGGCUCGUACACCUGUGCCGCGGAGAACAGUGCAGGCAUCGCGGCGCACUCUGCAAGACUCAACGUGUACGGGCCUCCUCAGGUGCGUCCCAUGGGCCAGCUGACCGCGGUGGCUGGCCGGACCUUUACUGUGAGCUGCCCCGCUGCUGGACACCCGAUAUCUGUCAUCAAGUGGACAAAAGACGGGGUGCAGCUGCCACGGAGUCAUCGUCAGCGUGUGUUGGCAAACGGGACGCUGGUACUGCUGCAGGUGACGCUGGGGGCGGAUGACGGCCGCUACGCCUGCACCGCCUCCGCCAGGACAGGCAGAUCUGACACCCAGAGCCUACAGUUGCAAGUCCUGGUGCCUCCUAAGCUCGCGCCCUUCAGCUUCGCGGCCAUGACACGGGAGGGACUGAGGGCGCAGGUGACGUGUAUGGUGCAGGAAGGGGACCAGCCAGUCAGAUUUGCGUGGACUCAGAAUGGGAGGCCGCUGGAUGCACGCCUAGGGGUGAGGACCUCGCAGCUUGACGCCUACACUUCCAUCCUGGUGGUGGAGAGAGCGUCAUCUGCACACUCCGGGAAUUACACGUGCACUGCCACUAAUGCUGCCGACGCCACCUCGUCCACGGCCACCCUUACUGUCAGUGUACCGCCGUCGUGGGUGGUGGAGCCGAGCGGAGGCAGCGUGGCCCUCGGAGGCUCCCUGGCGCUGCCCUGCCUUGCGCGUGGCUUCCCCAGACCCACCACCACCUGGCUCACGCAGACGGCUUCAGGAGAGUUCGUGCGCGUGGGUGAGGGUGGCAAAGUGGGCGCGGGGGGGCUGGAGCAGUGGAGCAACGGUACGCUGUGGGUGGCGAGGGCGUCCAGGAGUCACGAGGGGCGCUACCUGUGCGAGGCGGACAACGGAGUGCUGCCUGUGGUGUCCAAGCUGGUCAAUCUCACGGUUAAUGAGCCGCCUUGGUUUGUGGAGUCAGAGCAGCGUCAGCAGGUAAGGGUGGGCGCCAUUGCCACCCUCACCUGCCACGCCCACGGAGACGACCCCCUUACCCUCACCUGGACGAGGGAUGCCGCCCCCCUCCCCCCAUCCCCAGGGGAGUUAGUGUACCAGGUGUCGGUGCGUGAGGGGACAGCGGCAGAGGACAGCAGUGGCCGGGGUAGCAGCGGCAAGGAGGGAGAGCUACUGAUACAAGAUGCCAGGCUCUCAGACUCCGGUACCUUCACUUGCACUGCCUCCAACACACACGGCACACGAACCUCGCGACUACACCUCCUCGUGCAAGACGUGCCAGCGCCUCCCUCAGCAGUGCGGGUUGGGGAGCGUGGGUCGCGUCACCUGCUUGUUACCUGGACGCCGCCUGAGGAUUCUAAUGCCCCCAUCACUGCUUAUGUCAUCACUGUUAAGCCUCUUCCUGCUGGGUCGAGUGGGGGGCGGGAGGAGCGGGUGCGGGGCCAGGAGGUGCGGGCAGUGGUGGGCGGCCUGACUCCCGCCACCCGCUACACCGUCAGCGUGGCGGCCGUCAACAGCGUGGGGCGUGGGCGUGGCUCUCCGCCCCUCAACGACGCCACGCACGAGGAGGCGCCCUCUGCCCCGCCCCAGAAUGUGAAGGUUGGUGUCACCUGGGACCCACCGCCCCCUAACACCACCCACGGGACACUCCUGGGCUACCAAUUGGGACUCAAGCCACACAGUGACGGAGAGAAUGGCGCCUAUAACUUCACCAGCGUGGGGGGCGUGGGAGGCACCGGCAGCUCGCGGGUGGGAGGGCUGCGUCCCCACAACCGCUACGUGGUGGUGGUGCGCGCCCUCAACUCGAAGGGCCCCGGACCUCUCUCCCCGCCAGCCCACACCGCCACCCUUCAGGACAAGCCCAGCGCGCCCCCCGGCCAGGUGCGGUGUGAGGCCCUGUCAUCUUCAGCCCUCGCCGUCACCUGGGUACCGCCUUCCCCUGACCAUCGCAACGGAGACCUCACCACCUACCGCGUCGCCUUCUGGGUCGCCGCCUCCCCUGACGCGGAAGGAGAGGGCGGCAGCGUGGCGACGGAGGGACUGAGGGCGCGGCUGGAGGGGCUUCUUCCCUUCACCAACUACUCCAUCAGCGUGUCUGCAGCGACGAGGGCAGGACAGGGCGUGGCCUCCCCUGCCCUCACCUGCACCACGCAUCAGGACGUCCCCGAGGCGCCCGCACGUGUGAAGGCAGUGGUGUCAGGCUCGCGGGCGGCCAUUGUGUCUUGGGCGCCACCAGCACGCCCCCACGGCCGUCUCACGCGCUACACGGUGCACUGGGCGGCGGGCAGUGGCGGGGCAGCUCUCAGUCGCCGCGUGGACCCCCAGCUUACCCACCUGGCACUGCGCGACCUGCCCCACGCCGCGCACCAGGUGUGGGUAACAGCCGCCACGCAGAAGGGGGAAGGACCGCCCAGCCCCGUGGUGAUAGUGAAGCCAUCCCACACAGUUCCCGCGGGCGUGUGGGCGGUGGGCGGCAACGUGACUGCAGCGUGGCGGGAGGACAUCAGCCUGGCGUGCGGUGCCGUGGGAGUGCCGGAGCCGAUCCUCUCCUGGACUCACCAAGGCAAGCCCAUCCCGUCCACAAACGCCCACACUAACGGAGGGCCCGUGGUACAGCGUGACGGGACCCUAACCCUGGGAGACUUGGAGCGCAAGGACGGGGGGCGCUACACGUGCACAGCCACUAACACCCACGGAAGCGACACUGUCAUCUACCACCUCACUGUGCUGGCGUCUUCCAUCAAGGUGCAGUGGACUGUGGAGGACGAGGGAGGAGCAGCGGUACUCGGGGCCACCAUACAUUUCAGAGCCGCCGGGGAGACGUGGAAGCAGGCGAGUGUGGGAGGGGAGACGACCGCCUUCACAGCCCGGGACUUGCGCUGCGGCACCCUCUACCAUCUGUACCUCACCGUGCACAACCGUGUGGAGGGUCAACAACAGCGCAGAUAUUAUCAUUUACGCCUCGCCUCUGUGUACUCCACGCAGGCCACACUGUACCUGGGCCAGUGGGGCGACGGCGGCUGCCCUAUUACCCAUUUCAGUCAGCACUACCGCCCCAAGCCUGCCGGACCCUGGACCACUGGUAAGCUACGGGAGAAGAGGGGCUUUGAAAGUCGUGCUCAGGAGAGCGAAGUGGGCACUGGGGUAUGGGAAGGCGUGCCCCCCGCGCCGCCCCCCGCCUGGGAGGACCCCCGAGUGCUGGUGCCGGCGCUGGUGUCCGUGGGCGCCCUCCUCCUGACGCUGGCCACCGUCUGCGUGUGUCUCCGCCGGCGGCCCACGAACCGCCCCCCGCAGAAGGGUGACGGAGCAGUGGCAGCAGGUGGGGCAGGGGAGGAGAAAGCGGCGGCAGCGGGGCGGGGGGAGCAGCUGUACACCGCCUUGCGAAGACCUGCCCCCACCCCACCCAUGCACGACCAUCGCCGCCCCUCUGGUGAGUACCCAGGGGAGGAGCUGUACCAUUACGCUGCUGCAACUUACCAAAUGGACGGAAGUAGCCCCCCACCGCCCCCAGCCCCCCCCUCGCCGCCCAUCCACGCCCACCACCGCCCACCCGCGCAGCAGACACGCCCGCACAAAGCCUUCACCGCUCUCGUGUACCAGCCGCCCUCCCUGCAUGAUGUGGACUCUCCUAAUCUGAACCAGCUGAGUGCAACAGGGACGGUAGUGUUGCAGUGUUCGCCAUUGGCCUGA